AUGUUGAGUAUUGGUAGUGAUGUUGGUUUGGAUCGAGAGAUCAGUGCAUUGACUUCAAUGAGUGGAAGUGGAGUAUCGAGUGAACUGGUGAUCAGAGCGGAGGCUCCCGAUAACGGCGCUACUUAUCGAUGUGAAGCAUCAAAUGCGGCCACUUUUAAGCCAUUGAGUGCUUCAAUCAAAUUAUCCGUGUUUUAUAUAUCAGAUUUAGUGACUAUUAAGUUGAAACCAAAAUAUCCCAAAUCGGGAGAUGUGCUAAAUAUGAUCUGUGAUUCCGGUGCUUGUAAUCCAAUGUGUGAAGUGUUUUGGUAUAAAAAUGGUAUCAAAAUUGAAAGCAAAUUGUAUGAAGAAGUGAUUGAGUCUUCAGCACCAUUUGGUGGGAAGAAUAGCAGAAGUGGUCUCAAACUAGACAUCACUACAAAGGAUGACGAGAACCAUAUCUAUUGCGAAACUGUGAAUCAAGUGUUGGGCAAAAGAUCCGGCGCUAACAUUACUCUCAGUGUCUUAUUUAAGCCUCAAUUCGUGGCACCGCCUCAACAGAAGUAUGAUGUCAUUGAAGGCGAAGACAUUUCAACAGCCUUCCGUUGCUCGACAUAUCAGACACAACAACAACGAUGUCUAAUGCAAUUACAGCUCAUCGCCAACACCGACGACAACACCAAUUGA
Molecule: messenger RNA, 663 nt
Organism: Oppiella nova
Lineage: Eukaryota; Metazoa; Arthropoda; Arachnida; Sarcoptiformes; Oppiidae
Source: the annotation of a GenBank genome assembly